GAUCGAUUCCUCGAGCUUCGGACUGAGCGAAUGAACGCAGUCGCUUGUCGUCCAUAGUCCACCACACAUCAUGUCGGCUUCGAACUCGACCUCAGACUCGGCGGCCUGGAAAGCCAUCGCAGCCCGCAAGCAGGCCUCGCGCGCCGCACGGAUCCCUUCGAAAUGGCACAUCCCAUCCAGCGUCCUGCCCAAGGACCCCCCGAGCCUAGAGCACGGUCCGCAAAACGUGCUGGGCGUGCCUCGCCAGUUCCUCUCACGCUCGGAGAUCGAGAUCACUGAAGACUACACGGUCGAAAGCCUCCUCUCGGCGCUGGCAAGCAAGAAGCUGUCCUGCGAAGAAGUCGCUGCGGCGUUCUGUCACCGUGCGGCCAUCGCCCACCAACUCACAAACUGCCUGACCGAGCCGCUCUUCGACUCGGCCAUUCAGCGCGCCAAAGAGCUGGAUGCAUACCUAGCACAGAACGGGAGACCGUUUGGUCCGCUCCACGGGUUACCCGUGUCUGUCAAAGACACGUUCAACGUCAAGGGCGUGGAUACGAGCAUCGGCCUAGCUUAUCUAUGCGAAAAACCCGCGACGGAGAACGCCCCGUUGGUCAACCUGCUGUUGUCGCUGGGCUGCGUGAUCGUGGCCAAGACGAACAUCCCCCAGACGCUCGCAUCGCUCGACAGCAUCAACAACGUCUUUGGAAGAACGAUGAAUCCGAUCAACCGACUGUGCACAGCCGGUGGCUCGAGUGGCGGCGAGGGUGUCCUUGUUGCCAUGAAGGGAAGUAUCCUUGGGAUAGGAACGGAUAUUGGCGGCAGCAUCCGUGUGCCGGCCAUGUGCAACGGCGUGUAUGGGUUCAAACCCUCCAACAACCGGAUCCCCUACGGCGGCCAGGCACUGACGGGAAGAGAAGGAAUGAGCCGCACGAGCGUGCAGGCUGUGGCGGGGCCCAUAGCGCGGAGCGUGAGGGACAUUGACGUCUUCUUGCGCGAGGUGAUACCGAGAGCGACCAUGUGGGCGGAGGAUUGCAUGCCGUGCCCAUGGCCCCUCUCCGAUCCUUCUCCUCGGUCGCUCCAGGGCAGCGGGCCCAAUGGUGAAAUCGUGAUCGGCAUCCUGCGGAGCGACGGGAACUGCACCCUCCUGCCCCCGAUCACGACCAUCCUCAACGAAGUCUCGGUCGGGCUCUCAGGCGCCAGCACGCGCGCGGGCGCCAAGAUCCUGGUCAAGGAGCUGCUCACCCCGCGGGCGUGGACGCGCUCGCAGUCGGUCAUGAGCAAGCUCAUGGGCGUGGACGGCGGGGUGGUCAUGAACCAGAUGAUCCAGGCGACGGGCGAGCCACUGGUGCCGUGGAUGCAGACGCGGUUCCGGUCGGGCAAGCCGCAGGCGCUGGAGCGCGUGGCGGAGCUGCAGGCGCAGCGGGCGCAGCUGGAGCGCGAGAUGCUCGGGCUGUGGAGCGAGGUCGACGCGCAUGGCCGCCGCCGGCCGGUCCUGGACGCCAUCGUCUGCCCCGUUGCGCCGCACCCGGUCCCGCCCAUCGAAGGCUACAACGCCGUCGGCAUGACCUCCUCCUGGGUCCUGUUCGACUACCCCGCCGGCACCGUCCCUGUGCGGCCCGUCGUCGAGGCCGACCUGGAACUCGGCCGGCCGCUGGCCGCCGGCAACGUGCUGGGCAGCUGGGACGAAAAGUGCCGCGAGCUGUGGGACGAACACGUCACGGACCGCAGGGUCUACCUCGACACGCCGCUGAGCGUGCAGGUCGUCGUGCAGAGAGGGCGCGACGACUGGCUGUGCAAGGUCAUGGGCGUGAUCGACGAGGUGAUGAAGUCUCAAUCUCAAUCUGCUGCUGGGGGUGUCAAGGCGAGAUUGUAAAUCGACGACGACGACGACCAGUCUGCGGUCAGAAAAUUUAAAAGAAGAAUGCAUUCCAUCAAUCCAUCAAUCAUUCAUCCAAGUAAAGAACCAAGCACUCGUUCGAUCACUUAAUACUGGAUUUUGCACGGUGGCGGAGGAGAAAGCCAAUGUUCCCAUUACGAAUUAACUCAGUUUGGUGACAUACCAACUUAUGCAAUGUCUCGAUGUAGCUGGACAGCUAUGUUGGUAUGUGAUGAGUGGCCCUCCCGCCGCCGAACUGACCCUCGUCUCUGAUUAGUAUGCCGAU
Molecule: messenger RNA, 2144 nt
Organism: Cladophialophora immunda
Lineage: Eukaryota; Fungi; Ascomycota; Eurotiomycetes; Chaetothyriales; Herpotrichiellaceae
Exons: 1
Coding region: 71-1855 (594 amino acids)
Source: RefSeq, a predicted model, not a curated record